AUGGUGAACGUUCCAAAAACGAAGAAGACAUACUGCAAGAGUAAGGAGUGCAGGAAGCACACGCUGCACAAGGUUACCCAAUACAAGAAGGGCAAGGAUAGCAUUGCUGCCCAGGGAAAACGCCGUUAUGAUCGCAAACAAUCCGGUUAUGGUGGACAAACUAAGCCUGUCUUCCACAAGAAGGCUAAGACGACCAAGAAGAUUGUCUUGAGGUUGCAAUGUCAGGGUUGCAAGCAUGUCUCCCAACACCCAAUUAAGAGGUGCAAGCACUUUGAGAUUGGUGGUGACAAGAAGGGCAAGGGAACAUCUCUUUUCUAG
Sphenostylis stenocarpa is the source of this 318-nucleotide messenger RNA. The record is from the annotation of a GenBank genome assembly. Lineage: Eukaryota; Viridiplantae; Streptophyta; Magnoliopsida; Fabales; Fabaceae.